Molecule: messenger RNA, 12453 nt
Organism: Pocillopora meandrina
Lineage: Eukaryota; Metazoa; Cnidaria; Anthozoa; Scleractinia; Pocilloporidae
Source: the annotation of a GenBank genome assembly
AUGGCGUCCCGUUACAACCAAACGAUGCUUCUUUGCUUAAUCGUUGCCGUUGCACUAUCGUCGGUUUUCGCACAGCAUGUCUUGGACACAGACAAAAUCGACUGUUAUCCUGAAAUUGGAAACCAAACUCUCUGCGAGGCCCGUGGGUGCACAUGGGAGGAAUCUCAAUCAAAGGUAAUGAUAUUUACUCUUUGAAAGAAUUACUUCGUUACGGCUGAAAGCGGGGUUCCCUGAUCUCAAUUAAGCGACUAACAAUGACUUAGAUGAAUUUAGUGGUGACAUUCAGUGCUUCGGAGUUAAGCGAGUCAAUAUGACGAAGAAUUUGGUGGGUCGAUUCAAGUGAUUAGAUUAUUCAGCAUUUCACCCUUUGAACAAGUCACCCCAGUGGCAGUAGUUUUACUGUAACGCCGUUGGACUUGUUCUUGAAACAGAGGGAAACAACAUUGAAUUGUAUUUCCAGAAAUCGAACGUGCAUAAUUUUUGAAAGUUCUAAAAGGUUUGUUUUCCCCUCGAACGCUCUGUGUCUUAGAUAUGUUCGAUGUUAGAUAUGUAUAUUAGAUACAAGUUUUUUCUAAUUUUGCAUUAAUUGAUAACUCGUUCUUCAGUGUCAGGAAUAUAUAAGAAAGCUUGGACUCAAUACACUUAGACCAGAUCACUUAUCAUGGUGACCCAACUGAGUAUAAUGCAUGUUAAGAAACCUCUUUGUUUUUAAUUAAAUGAGGUAACUACUGACAACUCGGAAAAAAAGAUGAAAUUAAAGAAGUUGUCAGAGUAUUGGAAUAGAAAUAAAGAAGGCUGACAACCUGUCACCUUGUAGUUCAGCUUCAGUUUCCAGAAAUCUUGUUUUGUUUGUUUUUUUUUUCCAUUUGUUUUGUGUUGUUUCCUUUUUUUCGGGUUACUGAGGUCAAUACACCAUUCUCACAAUAGAUCAGAUGGAAGUAUAUGUGGCUUAGGCUCAACUGACAAAGGAAUCCACGUGUUCCGUAUUGUUAUUAACCAACAGUAUAUUGGAUGAGGAAAACAUUUGCAUUUAGAAAGCUGUGUACACGUAUCUCCCUCCAGUCGUGAGUUUACUCUAGACCUUUCCAGAAGUAAUUUUUUUCUCGUUUGUUUGAUAUCGCCAAUCAGCUGCUGACACGUCACUCGCCUCUCGCGCCAGUCUGUCAGGUUGAUGAAUGAAUGGCAAAACGUUCACCAUUAAAUUCUCAAGGCCGUUUGUCAAACUUUUUUUGUCAGUUAAGGCCUAUAGUGCCUACAUAAUAGAAAAUAGUAUAAGGUUGCUACAGAUAAGGAACUUCUCUCUCGUGUUCAACUCUCGAUUUCGCGAUAUCGGGUUGAAAACAAGAAGAUACAUUCCAUGCUUGUGCACACCCAUAUGUUAUUCUCUAUUCAUAUUAGUGAGUUCCACUAUGAUCAUCACAGCCCCUUUGGUAUGAUUUAAGCUUGAGGGCUCAUAUCCUUGUUUGACUGAAAUAACAAGCCUAACUUCCUUCUUGCAGGGUGUUCCUUGGUGUUUUUUCCCCAAGUCAUAUUUAGGUGGAUAUAAGAUAGAUGGCGAGGUUCGAGAAACCCAGCUAGGAUACCGAGCCACCCUUAAUAGACGCUCCAACACGACUAUCUAUGGGGACGACAUCGACGAGAUUGUCCUUGAUGUUGAGUUUCAAACAGACGACCGUGUUAGAUUUAAGGUAAUGAAUGAACUUAUCUGAUUUCGUUGAGCGUGCGAUAAGCUUUGCUCAAAUUUCAAGACUUGUAGUGGCUAUACAUGACUAGCGUGGCAAGAAAUUAGCAACCAAAUCUCAUCCGGCACUGUGUUUUUUUCUCCAGUGUUAAAAUUGACACUGGGCUUCGUUUACUUCCAUAGUUCUACGACGCCAAGAAAAAAAGAUAUGAAGUACCAGUCCCUAUGCCAAGUGCGACAUCAAAGGCUUCUAAUGCAAAGUAUACUGUUAAGUUCGAGAAGGAUCCUUUCUCCUUGAAUAUACUGCGAAAAGAAAACGAUGUCGUCAUGUAGGUGACCUCAAUAUUUUAAUUGCUUGGGUUGUUUUCCUGACUUUUUAAAUUUUGCUUUUGUUUGUUUUGCCUCUCGAAGAACUGGCAAUCGCGAGAAAUUACAUGUUGUAAAAAGGAAAAAUACGAAGCACAGAGUCGUCUAUUAACUAAGAGUUUUGGAGACAAGUGUUGAAGACACGGUAGCCAUGUGAUUAAUUAUUGCUUUGGACACUGGAUUGAAAGGUCUGAGUGGAAACCCGUCAAAGGGGGAGUAGCAUUACUCCUUCAUCGCUUCAUGAUACUUAGACCGGGAGGAGAAACAUUUUUGGCUCGUAUGCUGGCGUUACUUGACUAUGUUACUGUCAUAACAUUUGCAGAUGGGACUCGUCUGUGGGCGUGUUUAUAUUUGAGGACCAGUAUAUACAGAUCUCGAAUCAGCCCCCUUCUUUAUUCGUGUACGGUUUUGGUGAACAGGAACAUAAGUCAUUCAAACAUAACCUUUCAGCCUGGGAAGUUCUUCCUAUCUUCACAAGAGACCAGUUUCCAUUUGUGAGUAGCUUUCCAUCGAUGUACCUUAUUAAACGUUUGUUUCUUUGAAUGAUUACGCUAAUAAUUAUUUUUUUUUUAAUCGUAGAAGUUCACUAUUUUUUUAUUUCUUGUUACAGAGUGGUGGAAAUUUAUAUGGCCACCAUCCUUUCUACACUUGUAUGGAAACCGAUGGCAAAUCUCACGGGGUUUUUCUAAUGAAUAGCAACGCGAUGGGUAAGUAAAAGCGUUCGAGAAAAGAACAUUGAAUGGAAGGAGUCAUGUUAGUAUCCUCUACGUGUCUUUUUGGGCAAACGUGCUUCUCUUGGUAUCUUUUAUAUUUGAAGCUACACCCAGUUUUCAACUCUGACUUCUCUGAUCAACAGAACAUCAAGUUUUCGUACCUCAAACUAUACUACAAAGUAAACUCCCACAUGAAUGAAAUUCAGAUUUGCCAUAUUUUGACAUCUAAUGGCAUAUUUUUAUAUAAACGAUUGCAACAAGAGAGGACAUUCAAAUGAUAGUUUUUUUGUUCCAUUCAAAAUCGUUAAUGUUAUUCCUUGUUGAAUUUCUUGUUGAGACAACUUUCGUACCUUUAAAAUAAUUUGUCCUAAAUGUCGCCGGGUAAGUACCCUUGUUGCAUGCACUUGUUAAGCAGCCUAUUUAGUCUAAUUGCAUUAUUAAGUUAUUUUAGGAGGGGGUUGGGUUGGAGCUUAAACCUAGUGGGGGACUUAUGUCCUAUUGUUUUUGCUCCGGUAAUGCUUUGUACAAAUCCUUAAAUGAAUAAAUAAAUAAAUAAAUAAUUCUUUUACAACUGCUUUAUGAGUAACACUUGACUGGUAUUUCGUUCUAGAUGUCACCCUACAGCCAAAACCAGCCAUAACAUAUCGCACAAUUGGAGGAAUUCUAGAUUUCUACAUAUUUCUUGGUCCUUCUCCUGAGGAUGUCAUAAAGCAAUAUACUGAGGUAUUUAUCGAUUAUAACAAAAAAGGAAAAAAAAAAAGAUUAGUUACAUUCUUUUUCCGCUAAUCUUCUUGCAAAUGAUGUUUUUGAGACCAUUCUUGUCUGCUUUUGCCAGGCGUUGAAGAUGAUGGACAUAAAUCGUCAAAAAGGGGAAUUAUUCUUAUUAGUCUUGAUCUUGUUUCCAUUGUCUCUCAAUCACAUGCUGCAUUUAGUUCAACCGGUCUUGUUUUUUCACAAAAUUUGGCUGUGGCUCAUGGGUCAGCUACCAACGCUUUGCUUAGUCAUGUCAUUUCGGAGUAGUUUUGAAUUGAAAGUUUUGCUUGUAUAUGUAAUCAGGAAUUUCCACGUUUGCGCCCAUUUCACGCUCUAGUGGGCAGGUUUGAAGCAAAUAAACAGAGGGUACGGCAGAUUUGAGAGGACAACUAACCAGAGGCGGUUCAGGGGAGGAAGAUCUGGAUGAGUCAACCCUGAAAGAAAAAUUACCUGCUUUAGUUUAUGAUCAAUUAUGGAAAAUAGAUUUUAAUUUGUUUAUGCUGAUUUCGCAGGCUAUAGGUCGUACAUUUUUGCCGCCAUAUUGGUCGCUUGGAUUUCAGCUUUCUCGUUGGGGAUAUAACAAGAUUAAGACGGUAAAGAAUCUGGUGGAGAACAUGACUGAACACGAUUUACCUCAGGUGACUUAUAGCAUUUUAUGGUACUAUGAUAAAAUCCUCCAUAAAAAUAUAUUUAGAUUCAAUAUUUAUCUGUCAUAGACCAUGUCUUCUAAUCACUUUGAUCGAUUUUAGGAUGUGCAAUACGGCGACAUCGACUAUAUGAUCCGACAGAAAGACUUUACUUAUGAUCCAGUCAACUUCAAGGGCUUGCCUCAAUUUGUCCGCUCAAUCAAGAACGAUGGCUUGCGAUACAUCAUUAUCCUGGUUAGUAAUAGUUUUUUGCCGAGAUCAUGGUUAGCGGGUAUAACUUGACAAUGAAACCGGGCACAGCUAAAAGUGUGUGCUUUGGUCUUACAGCCAAUAACGUCACGGUAAAACUGAUUAAUAAGUUGACACGAGUUGGGCUUGUGUAACACUCGACUGACAACAACGCAAAGGCUGUCAAAACGUCAGACACUUUUAUGGACAACAGUUCUUCUCAAGACUUCUUUUACCUUCACGAUCAAAAUAGACGAUCAGAAGUGUUUCCUUUUGUUCUACAACGUGAAGCUGGUAAAAGUAUCAGCAAAGAUGGCAUUCAAAAGGGUGUCAGCUCCUGUGUUCACUUUAAAUUUUCUUUAAAUGAUAAACGUCUCCACAUUUAAAAAGUCAGAACAGGCGUGGUUUGGUAUCAAACUUUAAACUCAGUCAUAACAUUAUCACCAGGACCCAGCUAUUGGAGCCAAUGACACCGACUAUCCUCCUUACGACCUGGGAAACGAACUGGAUGUGUUCAUCAAAGAUGGCGAUUCUGGAAAAAACCUGUUCGGGAAGGCAAGUAACUCUUUAAGGAUUAAUUCAGAGAAUUACUCUGUGCCCGGCUGGUUAAGUGGCUCGGCGAUGAAAUUAAUAAUAUUUUGACCUGUCAAUGAUAACAAGUAACGAGGUGGUCCUCAAAGGUGAACUCGCCGUUAAAAGAACACAUACAUGUCUCUAGGGAAAGCCAUCUCUACAACAUCAAGAACAUUAGGUCUAGUAGAAUUAUCAAAUUCCUGAAUAUUCCACAUUUCUUUUAUUGUUUCCACCAAAGCCAUUCUUAAGAUGAACGUAAUAGGAACCAUGUAUAUCUGUUUCUUGGCAAGUAAUAGAAGGCUGAGAUUUUUUAAUUUUACGAGAGAAAGCCUCGAACUGACACUUCCCUUCAGUGGAGGAGACAGAUGAGGCCAAGUGAAGGAAUAGGAUGCGUUUAUCUCUUGUGCAUACCUCAUUUGACUGAUAUUUUUUCAGGUUUGGCCGACGUUUGAAAACAUCACAAUGAACGACAGCUUGUCUUGGGACGAAAAAACAAGGGUUGGUAGCUUUGAUCAACUUGAUUUUUUUGUACACGUUUGCUGGAGAGUGGCCUUGCUUUGAUUGACUGAUUUUAUCUUCCUCGCCAGGGCCGAUUAUUUGCCGCUUUUGUCUGGUCAAAAAUUUGCUAGAAGCCUCAUAAUUUUAAAUUUUAACCUCGUUUCCGGUUAUAGAUACAUGCUUGGGCAUAUGGGGCUAUGUACUUAAGAGUAUAAUAUAUAAUGCGCUACUUUCAUGAUUUUAGCUUCUCAUAAGGGCAUUUUCUCACACGACUGAUUUGCUUUUGCUUUUCCCUUUAGCUGUACAGACAAUUUGCCGCGUUUCCGGACUAUUUCCAUCCAAACAUCAGCAAAUACUGGAGGGAUCUCAUUAAAGACUUUCACAAAAUCAUCGAAUUUGACGGAUUGUGGAUUGUGAGUGUGCAAAUUAAAUUAUUGAACUGAUCUUUAAUGACCUGCUGAUGUUUCCAUUCAAGGUCUCUACUAUAAGAGCAAACGAAUCACCUCAAAUUGAAACACAAGUAUCCCAGCCUCAACGCAUUUUCUUGAUUAAUGCUUUACCAGUGUGUGAUUAUUGCAUCUUCAUCGUUGAAACUGUGUGAUUAGGAAAUAUUUAAGGGAUAAACUCAGUUGGAAAUUCGACCCACGAAUCACUUGCCAUCUUUAAUAAAAUCAAUGGUGGAAUAGUGUGUUAGGCAUCAAAUUGAACAAUGGUGCCUCGUUGUAUACUCCAAGUAUUACCACUUUGAUUUUGCCUCCUUUUAGGAUAUGAAUGAGCCGGCAAACUUUGUUGCUGGAAGAGUGGGUGGAUGCAGCAAAAACAAGUGGGACUAUCCCCCUUACAAACCAAGUGAGUAAGCGUGCCACAGAGGCACCAGUUGCUUCUACCUACAGCAGUGAGACGAUAAAACCCAUCAACAUUUAUCAGUCCGGGCUUGUUGAUGCAUCACUUAGCUUUUAAAGAAAUUCUCUUUCUAUUUUUAUCAUCGUUUAAACCAAACAUUUAUUCAGAUGACAAUGCUUCUUUGUGCUUUAGGGAUUAUGGGAAACAUAAUGGCGGACAAGACAGUGUGCAUGAACGCAAAACAAUACAAUGAUUUACAUUAUAAUGUCCACAGCUUGUAUGGAUGGAGUCAGACAUUGGUUACCCUGGCGUAAGUGGACAUAUACUAAAAAUGGAUUCGGCAUCAGAAUAGUCGCAGUUUAACUUUGGCGCGAUUGUUGAUGAGAUAUCAGAGAUUGUUGUGACUGAUUAUCUUUCUUCAGAUCAGUUUUGCGAUUUGGGGCGUAAAAAACAAGACUGUACCGACACCCAGUAGAAUAUCCUGCCGUUUUGUUACUCUUCCGUUAGCCAGUGAUGCUGGUUGAUUGUAGUCCUGUUGCAAAGCUGCAUCCAUUUCGCCCUUUAAUAACCCUUAAACCACGUUCAGUAUUACUGGUUAAAGCUCACAAACUCGCUGCUGCAUUAGAGCAUAAAUCGUUUUAAAAAAUUAAGAGACUACUCACAAUUCUAUUUCUGUUUCCAAAUGCUGUCCGCAGUGGGGUUCUUGAAAAUGUGCUGGCCGCGUGUCACUUUCGAAGCAUAUUGAUAGAGCAUUGGAGCGCUUAGUUCCCAGGUCUGGGGCUAAAUUCCUCGUGGUGUCUCAACUAUUUCUUAUAGCCUCAUGCGCAUAACAAGACGAAUGACAUGUUCAACGUUGCCUUUUUUUAGGGCGGCGAGGGAAAGUACAGGAAAACGAAGUAUCGUGAUCUCGAGAUCAACUUUCGCCAGCAGUGGAAAAUAUGCCGGGCAUUGGCUUGGAGACAACAAGGCAUCAUGGGACCAGCUUCAUACAUCGAUUAUUGGUAAAACAAAGCGGUACAUUAAUGGAUACUCAUAGUAUAACUUAGCUUUUUUUCUACCAUGACCUAAUUUCCUAAAUGAAGAAUCUCAACAAAUAAAGAAGAAUUCACAUAUCCUUAAGCGGCGAAAAAGGUUUUGAUUUUCUAGAACUUUACCUCGCGUUCUCUGACCUGAUUUUGCUGCUAACGUUUUUGUCGUGUUAUUUAUGUUUUAGGAAUGUUAGAAUUCAACCUGUUCGGUAUUCCUUAUGUGAGUAGCUACCUAUAUUAUUUUAAUUCUCAGUGUGAAUAUUGCAUAGACUGACCCUCUUUCGAAACAGUGGCGAACUGCCCUUCGCGAAAUUUAUUGGAUAACAUGUUUUGCGUCAUUCCAAUCAGUUUUCAUUGCCUGGAGGCCUCCCUCUUUCCUUUCAUUUCAAAAUGAUUCAUAAUUUGUUGAACAUAAAUGUUUAUUUUCCAAGGUUGGGGCAGAUGUUUGCGGGUUCUUUGAUCACCCGACAAGUGAGAUGUGUCUUCGCUGGACUCAACUGGGAGCCUUUUACCCUUUCUUCAGAAACCACAAUGGCUAUGGAAACAAGGUAGCAAUUUUUUGGAAAUAGGAAAAUUUCAUCGUCUUUGUAACCCUUUGUUUCCGAUUUCUAUUGGGAACAAUAAUUUGCUUAUAUUUUGACAAACAAAUGUGUUUCCGAGUCGCUUGAAUGGAUAGCCAUACAUAAUUUCCAACCAAGUAGUAGUUAGUAAUUUAAUGUAAACAACUAGGUUGAAAACGUAAAUUAGCCACCGUAAAGGGUAAAAAAGCUGACGUUUCGAGCGUUAGCCCUUCGUCAGAGGGCUAACGCUAACGCUCGAAACGUCAGCUUUUUUAUCCUUUACGGUGGCUAAUUUACGUUUUCAACCUAGUUGUUUACACUAAAUUACCUGCUAUACUCUCCCACCGACGCAGCACCACAGUUUCUUUAGAAACUUACCCCUUUAAUUUCGAGUCACUUCGAGUGGCGUAACGUAACGUAACGGAAAUGAAAGACAUAUUAUUAUGGUGUCUGUGGCCUCAGCGCUAUAUUUAACAGAUAAUUUUGAUUUACCACCAUAUAGAGUCGGAAUGAGUGACGAAGGUGUAACGCUCGAAACGUCGGCUCUCGAAACGACCUAUUUUCGGUUACCAGUUUACAUUUUGAACUCAGGUGAUACUGAAACCCUCGCCGAGCCAGCACCACAGUUUCUUCAGAAACUUAGUACCCCCCAUAUUUUGAAAGCCAAUUAUUCGUAGUUUGGAUAAUAUUAAUAAACAAAUAUGAGAAUUCUAAUUUAUAUCAAUUAAUGGAAUGCAGCGAGAAUGGUACCUAACCGUUGUAAGUUGCAAGUACCUUAUUCAUCGUAAGAAUUGUGAAUCGUGAUUGUAUAUGUGUAAGAUUAAAGAAGCUGGUUAAAAAAAUCUUGUUUUUUUCUUCAUCAUCAGGCUCAAGAUCCAACAGCAUUUGGUGAAGAAUUCGCAAGAAACGCUCGUAUAGUUCUCCGCACACGUUACAAAUUAUUGCCGUUCUUGUAUACACUGUUCUAUGAAGCGCAUAUGGACGGCUCCACUGUAGUUCGGCCUGUUAUGCACGAGUACGUAUUAACAGCAGCUGGUGCCUGUUCAGAUCCUAAUCCAAACAAUUCAAACGUCGAAACCUACCGUAGAAGAAAUAAGGAAUUUAAGAUAAUCAUCCCUCCCUUCAAGCCUGAAGCACCCCUGGGUCACCCCUUCCUCACCUCACUCCCUCCCCCCUUCCCCACUCCCUUCACCGCGCCCCUGUAUAAGCUAUACAUGCGGUUUUAUUUAAUAGGUUCGUAGGAGACAAAGAAACUUGGGGAAUUGACCGGCAAUUUUUGUGGGGACCAUCGCUACUUAUAUCACCUGUUUUAGAUGAGGUAAGAGCUUGUAUGUAGUCAUUUAAGGAGAAGUAGAGAAUGUAGAAAAUAGAACAUUCAAAGAUAAAUUGGAGAAUCUUAACUUAUUUUCUGAGAUAAUAAGUAGUUGGUGCUUACACUUUUUGGCCUGUGUUUGUUACAAAAAUCUCAUGACUCCAUUUAUCCCAAUUACAUUCACUUUUCGCUAUAAGUUGGAAGCAGCUUUUAGCGAUGUGUUUUUCCUGUUUCGUGAGAACCAUGUUGUAGAAAGAUUAUACGUUCUUUUGAAACGAAUGAGUCGUUUUUUAAAGCGCAAUUAGACAUAUGCAUGUUAGAUUCGCUCUCCUCACUUUACUUAAGUCCUUAAAUCAAAUUUAUUCAACAGUGUCGAAUAUUAUAAUUCUUUUAGGGUAGGACCGCAGUUAAUGCAUAUUUUCCUGACGAUCGAUGGUAUGACUACUACACAGUAUGUAUGUUUCAUUUUAUUUUUGUUUUUCGAACCCUUCAUUGAAGAUCUCUUUACAGAUGGCACCAAAAUGAUGUUGGAGAAUGAACUAUGGACUAUGGACUACAAAGACAUUAUGGCGCCUUCUACGUUUCUAUUUUGAAAAUUUUUCAUAACUUUUAUUGUGUAUAUACUAGUAAGCUUAAAAGAUACUCUUAGUCGAUUGCCUACAGCGUCAAACUGCGUUAGUUAUUUUUAUGAAUAACAAUUCUAUAUGUGCCGUCAGCUGCCCUCCCCUUACUCAUCUCUGUUCUCCCAUGCAGUAAUGGUUGUCUGACAAGGGUCUGAUUUCAGGGCAAGGAGAUGAGUAGCCGUAAAAGUCACUUGACUUUAGAUGCCCCACUUGAUCACAUUCCUCUUCAUGUUCGAGGCGGCCACAUUAUCCCAACCCAGGAACCAGCCAUUAACACGGCUUUAAGGUAUUUCACUUCGACUUCUGCGCUAACCUCCAAUCAAACCCUAACCACUUCAAGUAAAGGGCAAAAAUGUCGAUUAAUGACUCUGGGACCUUGAUUUAUCUUUUGGCCAAUAUGAUGAAGAGGCCUUUUCCUUCAAAUUUUGAGAGCAACUUUUACAAGAAUUGUCGGAAAGUCGAUUAAAAUAAUCUCAAUUUACCCGUUCCAUCUCGGAACCCUGCCAGAAAAGGAUUACGUUUUCAAAUAAAGAGUGCCUUCAUUUUCCUCUGUAUAAGCAGUUAGCAGUCUAUCGAAGCUGUACAUCAUACACAGCGUUUUAUCAAGAGAUAAUGAACAAUUUAUGAUCUUUUGGUUUAAUGAUAUUGCAUAAAAAGGUUUCCGGAACAGAAAUUGGCUUGGAGAAUUUCCAUCCUUCCGUGAGGUUAUUUGAACAUAAUAAUACGUGCUGCAAGCUUCCUCCAACGUUUUGAUAUGUUGUUCAGUGAGAAGAAAGAGCACCCAUGAAACUCGACGAACGUUUGAUUAGUGCUAGAGUGCAGCCUCAUUCCAGCGUUAUCUAGAGCCAUGGCACUUAUUUUUGUUUUUGUACCCGUAGUAAUAUAGCUUCACUAUUGUUUCAGUCGUCAAAACCCAUUGGGCCUGAUUGUAGCGUUGGGAGACGAUGGAAAAGCUACAGGACAGCUCUUCUGGGACGAUGGAGAAGCCAUCGGUUAGUAAACAACUGGGCUAGUAUUUCCGGGAAAGUUGCCCUGCCGCUAAUUUAGAAUUUGGUAAAAGUUACAGUCGACUUCCGCUUUCAAGUUUUCAGAAGAACUAUAACUUUACGAUCGAGAUAGAGCAAUUUUGGACUGGGUGUCGAAUGCAAUCCAGACCUGUAUUGGUUUAAAUUUACUUGGCUUUUGGAUAGGUUCAGAAACUCACGCCGUCCGAUCCUCUCAACCAAUAAGACGCCAAAGUAAAACCGAUCGCGUCUUUGUGCCGAUUGGCUGUUGCAGUUACUUUGAUUUUAGUUUUACGAAAACCAUGCGUAAAGUAAUCUUUCUUAGAAGGCAAUCUGUAGUUAACACGAUCGCUCUUUUUUCUUAGACACCGUGAAAAAUAAUCAAUACCUGCUGAUAAAGUUCUCAGGCCAAGAGGUAAGUGCAUCACUGAACUGGCUCCAGCUGAAGAUUUGUUUCCCGCCCUUUGUUGAAAAAUUAACCAGGCAUUUGCUUUCUUCUUAACCGAAGCGCCAAAUUUGAAGAUUUGGUGGUUUUCAAGUUUAUUCAGUAAAAAAAAGGUUCGUCCGAGUAAUAUAAUUUGCCUUUAGACUUGAAAAUAUCAUCAGAGGCGCUUUAAUUGUUUGUAACACUCAAGUUCAUGAGCAAAUAUGGAAUAAUAAUGAAGAUACUAAUGAUUUUAAUGUUCAGCUCUCUUUUGCCAUGUUAGUCUGGGAUAAAAUUAUCUGUUGAGAAGAAUGGUUUCGCCGCACCAGACCUUCCUAAAUGGGGCUCAGUAGAUGUGUACGGACUCUCUUCGGGUAUUUUUGUCUCACUCAGCGUCAACGGGAGGGGCAUGUCAGAGAAAGCAACCUACGACAAUAACAAAAAGGUAAAUCAUAGGCAACCCCCUCUAAGGGACACACUCGCUAGGUAGCCGUCCGCUUCUCUCUGACCAAUGGUUUUGUUUUCUCAGGGAAAGUUCACUAGGGAAGGCGGCGAAAAAAGGGUGAAAUUAACCUUGAAAAUAACAGAACGUCAGGGUUGAUCGUCGAAUAUUUUAAAGGAGUUUUAAAAGUAAUCUGGCUAUGCGCUGCAUGUCCAUCCUUUAGGUGUUAAGAACACAAUUGUUCAUGUUUGAGCUGUGUAACACCUUUUAGAAUUUCAAUCUGGCAAAGAUACUAUUAGAAUAAUUUAGGGUUGAAUCAUUGAUACCGUUUGGAGAGGGGAAUGAUCUGCGUAAUUGUCUACGGAGUCAGAUUGAGAAUACACAUGUUCCCUCGUCACUCUUUCAAGAGUUUGCCAUUUCUUCAGCUAAAAAACCUCUGUUCAACAGUUCUUGCCAUAAAAUCUGACAGAAAACAUAGAGCAAUUAUUGAUUCUCUCCGUUUUUUCGUUUCAUGGCAGGUCUUGAAAAUCACCGGUCUAUCACUCGACAUCAAUAUGGACCAUUUCAUUGAAUGGGAAUUCGAGCCUAACCCUAAAGCAGCUGUAAGCAAAAUUCAGCCCCGUAUAACUGCAGUAGUUAUUCUUUUGUUGGCUGCAGUUAUAAGCUGCAAUUAGUGACAGACGUUCAUGAUGCUCUGAGCUGGUCCAUUAAGUACAUUGUGUAGCCACACAGAAUUUGAUCCCAAGUGCCUCUGGAUA